This is a messenger RNA of Sodiomyces alkalinus F11, 1617 nucleotides long. Its product is annotated as 1-aminocyclopropane-1-carboxylate synthase C. NCBI's taxonomy places the organism in Eukaryota, Fungi, Ascomycota, Sordariomycetes, Glomerellales, Plectosphaerellaceae. Gene Ontology annotation, biological process: amino acid metabolic process; biosynthetic process. The record is from RefSeq and is a predicted model, not a curated record. Gene Ontology annotation, molecular function: pyridoxal phosphate binding; transaminase activity. The transcript has 7 exons. Bases 194 to 1531 code for a protein of 445 amino acids.
CGACUCUUCACCGACCGUCAGCCACUCACUCUUCGUCCCACACGCCUGACUCGGUGACUCACCUGUGCGUGCUGUUAUCUGGAGCAUAAAAGGGGUCAAAGAGGAAUAUACUAGACAGAGUCAACUUGAAUCAUUUCACAUCCCCAGAUUAUCCCACUCCUCGCCCUCUCAAAUCACCACACGACGAAAAAUCAUGACCGUCACCAAAGCCGGUCAUCUGUCUUCCCGAGGCGCCGUUCUCGCGGACCCAUCCAAUCGACCCGUUAUGCUCGAUAUCGUCUCCAACUUAUGGCAUCCCGAAUCCAACCCGGGCGGUUAUCUCAGUUUAGGAGUCGCUGAAAACACAUUGAUGCACGACGAAAUCACCCAGUACAUGACCAAGAAUAUCUCCCUCAACAGCCACGCUCUUACCUACGGCGACAGCUUCUCGGGCAGCCAUGGUCUCAAGUCUGCCAUCUCCGCCUUCAUCACCCGUCACUUCUCUCCCCUCCAACCCGUCCUCUCUCGUCACAUCGUCAUCACGUCAGGCGUUGGCCCUGCUAUCGAUAGCUGCGUCUUUUCCCUCUGUGAUCCGGGCGACGGCAUAUUGCUGGGUCGACCUUACUACGGCGCAUUUCCCUCCGACGUGUCUUUGAGAGCAAAGGCCCAAAUUAUUCCCGUUGCAUUCGACGACAUUGACCCAUUUAGUCUCGAUGCCAUGCCGUAUUAUGAGAAGGCUCUCUCGGAUGCCCGGGAAAGGGGCAUCCUCACGAAGGCCAUGAUCCUCUGCAAUCCCCACAACCCUCUCGGGCGCUGUUUCCCCCCUGAAGUCCUGGCCGCCUAUAUGCAGUUCUGCCAGAAACACAACAUUCAUCUCAUAAGCGAUGAGAUAUAUGCGCUGUCGAUUUGGGAGAACCCAGAUGCCCCUGAUGCGCCUCCUUUUACCUCCACUCUGUCGAUCGAUACAGCUGGUCGGAUUGACCCGAGUCUUGUUCACGUUCUGUGGGGGAUGAGCAAGGACUUUGGUUCCAACGGCAUCAGACUAGGUUGUAUCGUCAGCCAGAACAACAACCCUUUGAUCCGUGCGCUGGAGGCCAACUCCUACUUCACCUGCCCCUCCUCCCUGGCAGACCGCGCCACGACCGCCCUCCUCUCGGACACAACCUUUGUCGAAUCCUUCAUCCGUACGAAUAGUCGCCUCCUGACAGAGCGAUACGUCUCGACCGUCCGCUUCCUCGAGUCGCGCGGCAUCCCUUAUCAGGAGGGCUCCAACGCCGGGCUCUUCGUCUGGGUGGACCUCCUGGCGUACCUCGCUGGUGCCGAUUCCUCUGAGGGGCUGGGAUCUGAGGAGGAUCGAUGGGCCUUGGAAACACGGCUCGAGGCCGCGCUGUUGAAGGAACGCGUGUUCCUGGCUUGCGGGGCGGCGUUUGGGAGUUACCGGCCUGGGUGGUUCCGCGUUGUGUUUGCGCAUGAUGAGGCGUAUCUUCUUGAAGGGUUGAGGAGGAUCGUUGACGCUUUGGAGUUGCUCAGGGGUGAGAUGGCUCGGGGGUGAUGGACAGUGGCUGAUCCGAAUAUUGAAGGGAUGUUAACAUGCUCGUGCAUUUUUCAGAGUUAUCCAGUAAACAUUAUAUAGAAGCG